AUGCCCGUAAUCUGCAAGUGGGCAGUCCAGCAACACAUCGCGAACCGGGUGCAAUCCUCGGAAUAUUCGCUCCGAGCCAACACUGCGUGCGUCGCGCAAGCAGGAAUCCGCAAGCCGGAUCAUUGUCAGUCGGCACUUGGGCCAGAAGCCAUCGCACUGCCCAAGUCGGCACGUGCAGGGACACAUAUGGAAGCGGAUCCAGGGCGGCGGCGGCCUGAGGAUCCUGAGUUUCACCUCAUUUCCGGGAGCUUCCCUGAUGCCCGGAACCCAGUGGCCGCGGCUUCUCCGAGGCAUGCAGGCCGUCGUCUGUACUCCUGCGAGGAUGCUGCGAGUGCGCAGUCCACUAAUGCAUCACGCGCGUCCUCAGCGUCUCCGAACAAGUGCACCGAGUCGAACGUGUGCCCACUGCGUUCGGGAUGGACGAUCCUGCAUUCCGGCCUGGCAGGCAAACUUUUCUCGACAUUCCAGCCCAGAUGGACUGAAAAAGGGACGGCAGCAACAUAUUGA
Molecule: messenger RNA, 507 nt
Organism: Symbiodinium sp. CCMP2456
Lineage: Eukaryota; Dinophyceae; Suessiales; Symbiodiniaceae
Source: the annotation of a GenBank genome assembly